GAGGGAUUCAGUAAACAAACGUCGCUGGGUAAAGAUGGAGCCACCUUCCUCGAUCACCUGGCUGGUGGGUGCCAUCCUGCUGGCCCUGCUCCUGGAAAGCGGGCGAAGCCAGGACUGUCAGCUGAUCUCGGAGAACGACAUGGAUGCGGAGGAGGAGCCGUGCGAGAACUUCCAUCAGCAUGUGUGCGGAAAUUGGUAUGCCACCAGUGCGCACCGGAAUCUGGGUGCCCAUGAUAUGCGAUCGAAAUGGGUGGCCAGCCUGAAGCUCCAGCUGAUCCGGCAUUUGGAGUCGGAAUCGGAGUCAUCAUCCUCAUCCUCCUCCUCCUCCUCCUCCUCCUCCUCCCAGCUGGCCACCUUCUAUAGAAGCUGCCUAUCCAGUGGCCAAUCUGUGAGAUCCUACACCGAUGCCCUCGCUAGAAGUGGUGCCAACUUUCCCGUCUUAACCAACACCACUGGGCCCUUCGAUUGGGUUCUGGCCAAUGCCGCCCUGCGAACCUACGGAGCUCAGGGUCUUUGGCGACUCUUGGUCAAGGAGAACUGGCAGUUGGCCGAUCAGAGAAUCUUCUACAUCCUAGCACCCCAUUUUGACUUUCUCGGGCAGAAUGAUGAGAUGAAUGAGUUCCUGUACCAGCGUUAUCUGAAAUUGUUGCUCAUGGAAAUGGGCCUGCGAGUGCGUAGAGCUGCUAUGUUGGCCCAAAAACUGGUGGAGUUCGAGAAGAGUCUACAAGAUCUGCUGCCCAAUGAUGUGGAGAACACCUUGGUGCUCCGGCAACCUCAGAGUCUGAAGGAAUUGGAGCUGCAGUUUCCGGGAUUGGAACUAAAGAGAUACUUUGAGACCAUACUGCAGGGUGUGGAUUGGGACCCAUCGACACUUUUGCUUGUGGUGGACUUGGACUACCUGCAGGCCUUGCAGAGAUUCCUGGCCAGGAACACCACAGAUCCACUGACCCUAUCCACCUGGUUGCUGCUCCAGUUGCCCAGCCACUUUGAAUUGCGGCUCCAUGAUGAUGAUAAGCUAAGCAGCCAGCGAGAUCAUUGCCUGGAACGGAUGAGGAUACUAAUGCCAGGACCUUUGGGUCGACUGCAAAUGCAACUGGUGCUGGGUGAAAACUAUCAGGAUGUUUAUGAUACCAACAUACAGCAGAUAGCUCUACUAUUUAGGGAUCUCAAGCAGCAGUUCGAGUUGAUGCUGAAUGAAACAGAGGUGUUUGAGGUUGAAUUGGCCACCCGGAAUUUGGCUCGCGAUAAAUUGAGGGCCAUGCGAUUGCUAACGCCUCGUUUGCAGGAUCCCACGGGGAGUCCCUUGGGCACGCCCCUACUGGGCGAAAAUUUCGAUGAGAACCUCAUGCAGUUAUCGCUGAACCAGGCCAAACUAGCCUUCCGGCAGGUGUUCGGUGAACCCGUGACCUCCGUGCCCUCGGAUCCCCUGGCCGUGAAUGCCUACUAUCGCCUCAAGUUGAAUCGCAUCGAAUUGCCGCUGGGCUUGAUGGCCACGCCCCUUGUCCAGCUGCCCCCGUGCUCCAAAGAGGCGGAUAUCAGGGCCAAAUUGUCCGCCGGUCUGGGCUACAUACUCGCCCACGAAAUCCAGCAUGCCUUCGACUACGAUGGCAUUAAUUACGAUGCCAGCGGCCAGUUGGCCAACAAUCAGUGGCCAGCACGGGCCAUCAUACGUUUUGGCCUGAGAGCCCAGUGCUAUUUGGGCGACCGGUACAGUAAUGCCACGCUAACCAUCAACGAUAAUAUCGCGGAUAGCGAGGGCCUACGCCUGGCCCUGGACACCUAUCGCCGGCGAAAUAGCACCCAGGACCUGAGAACAUUCUUCGUGGCCUUCGCCCAGAACUGGUGUGGCUUGGCCAGCUCUACGACCGGUUUGGGCCAGCAUUCCGGCCAUGCCGAGAGGGUCAACAACGUGCUCGGCAAUCUGCCGGAAUUCGGGGACACCUUCCAGUGCAAGGCCACCAGCCGGAUGAAUCCCGCCGACAAGUGCCGCAUUUGGUGAAGGACUCAAUCGACCAUCACUCUAUAAUUUGUAUUUCUAUGUAAACUAAUGUAAUAAACAAGUUACUGGAAAAUGUUCUUAAUUUUAACAUGA
Messenger RNA from Drosophila subpulchrella, 2092 nucleotides. RefSeq names its product neprilysin-3. The record is from RefSeq and is a predicted model, not a curated record. The coding region runs from base 35 to 1999 and encodes 654 amino acids. NCBI's taxonomy places the organism in Eukaryota, Metazoa, Arthropoda, Insecta, Diptera, Drosophilidae. The transcript has a single exon. Gene Ontology annotation, molecular function: metalloendopeptidase activity. Gene Ontology annotation, cellular component: plasma membrane. Gene Ontology annotation, biological process: protein processing.